Molecule: messenger RNA, 822 nt
Organism: Knipowitschia caucasica
Lineage: Eukaryota; Metazoa; Chordata; Actinopteri; Gobiiformes; Gobiidae
Source: the annotation of a GenBank genome assembly
AUGAAGACCUCUCUGUCUCAGACUCUGUGUCCAGAGUGUGAUGAAGUCCUCUCUGUCUCAGACUCUGUGCGGCUGGUUGGAGGCUCUGGUCUCUGCUCUGGAUCACUGCAGAUAUGGGACCAGUCCUGGAUCUCGGUCUGUGAAGGGGCCUUGGAUCUGAGGGGAGCAGAGGUGCUGUGCAGGGAGCUGGGCUGCAGGGGUCCUUCUGUCCUCCAGGGGGAGCUCUCUCCUCUGGGGCAGACGUUCCACUGUGAAGGCCAUGAGUCUGCUCUGGUGGACUGUCCCCGCUCCAGACCCAAGACCUGUCCCUCUGGACCCAGUGAGGACGUCAUCUGCUCAGAGCCGCUCAGGCUGGAGGGAGGAGCCAGCCGCUGUGCUGGGAUCCUGGAGCUCAGACACAGAGGAGAGUGGAGACGAGUGGAGCCUGGAGCCUGGACCCUGGAGCAGACAGCAGCUGUGUGCAGAGACCUGGACUGUGGGUCUGCUGUUUAUGGGACACAGGUGUCUGAUUUACCACAGAGUCCUGUGUGGAGGGUCUCAGGGUCCUGUGUGAGGAGGUCUCCAGUGAGAGACUGUGCUGUGCCCUCUCCCUCCUCCAGGUCCUUUGGUCUGAAGGUGAAGUGUUCAGUCAGCAACACGUCACAACAACAUCACGAGACUCUUCUGAGGAGGCAGCAGCUGAAACUGAUACUUUCUCUGAGUCUUUAUGAGAUCUGUCUCAGACUCUGUGUCCAGAGUGUGAUGAAGACCUCUGUGUCUCAGACUCUGUGUCCAGAGUGUGAUGAAGACCUCUCUGUCUCAGACUCUGUGUCCAGAGUGUGA